This is a messenger RNA of Nematolebias whitei (Rio pearlfish), 2673 nucleotides long. RefSeq names its product sushi domain containing 2 (gene susd2). NCBI's taxonomy places the organism in Eukaryota, Metazoa, Chordata, Actinopteri, Cyprinodontiformes, Rivulidae. Bases 92 to 2560 code for a protein of 822 amino acids. The record is from RefSeq and is a predicted model, not a curated record. The transcript has 14 exons.
GUGAGCGUGCUGCUGUUGACCUUUGAUACGCUUCAUUCAGCUUCAGACAAGGAAAGGUUAAGAGGUUGUUGUUUUGUUUUAUAACUUAAACAUGAGCGCGUACAGCAGAGAGGCCGUUAUUAUUUGGGGAAUUCUUAUUUUCUCAUCUACAGUAACAGGUCAAACGUGCAGAGGAAAGUGUGGCCGUGUGUUGGAGGCGUGCUCAUGCCGUGCAGCCUGUUUGUCUUUGCUGAACUGCUGCACAGACUACAGCCAGUCCUGUUUCCAGGCGUCGCCUCACUCCAGCUCCAUGCUGGGUGGGAGAGCUCUCCGGAUCCUCGGCUUGGAUCUCCCCUCCGAUGGGCUCCUUGUCUGCAGGUUCAAAGGUGAAGUUGAGCUAAAGGGGUUUGUUGAUGAAGGGGGCCGUGCGUACUGCACCACUCCUCUGAUGUUUGAGACCGGAUGGAUCCCGUUUGAUGUCUCAACAGAUGGAGCUCAUUUUGACAGAGCAGGAGAAUAUCUGUCAGUCCAUCCCGGCAGCGCAGACCCUCAUUUUGAAGUCACCCUGGUGAAUUCGACUCAGUGGGACAACUACGGUAGACCGAACGCAGCAGGGCGGCUUCACAUGACGUGGAUCAGAUCUUUCAUCCCGGCUGAAAAGGUCAACGUGGAGCUGUGGGGUUACAGAGAGGUCAGCAGGUCAGAGGCAGGGACGUCCGUUCUGCGGGCCGAGCUGAGCUUUCUUUACUCUCUGGGCAGGAACCUUAACAACUCGGGUGUCUUCAGCUUCACCCCUGAGCCCAAAGAAAACGUUUCAGAGUGGGAGCUGGGGAAUAUUCGCAUCACGGCUGGUUCGAGAUCAGAGGGAGAACGGAAUGUGCAGGGACUGUGGAGUAGAGGUCAUAUCUUGACGUGGCACCUGGAGGCGUUCAGAGACGACUCCUCAGCUUGGGCACGGAGCGGGUGUCUGCAGUGGGACGCUGCGGAGAAGAAGCGGACCGACUUCCUGGAUGAGCUCGUUGACUGUCCGUGCACACUGGCUCAGGCCCAAGCAGACACAGGAAGGUUUCGUACUGAUUCCACUUGUGACACUGAGAGUGGCAGCGCGUGCACUUUUCACCCUGACUGUGUGCACUUUGUCAGAGCAGUUCAGGCCAGUCCCAGCCAGGGAUCAGGGCAGCAGUGCUGCUACGACAGCUUCGGCUCUUUGGUUCUGACCGGAGACUCCGUCGGUGGCAGCACCCCAGGCAGGGCUCAUGACUGGGGGGCCCCUCCGUACAAGGAUCCCCCUCGGAUACCUGGCUAUUCCCACUGGCUUUACGAUGUCACAAGCUUCUUCCGCUGCUGCGUGUGGUCCGACCUUUGCCACGUUUACUUCAACCAUCGACCUUCGAGUGGAUGUCGCAAAUACCAGCCGCCAAGAGCAGGUGUUGUCUUCGGGAACCUGCAUUUUAUAACACUCGAUGGCCUCAGCUACACUUUCAACGGCAAAGGAGAGUAUUACCUGGUGUCUUCAGCGGACAAAGAGCUGAGUGUUCAGGCCAGAACCGAACAGGUGAAACUUGAGAACGGCACCUUCGUUAAAGCCGCUCAGCUGUCAUCGGUGGCGAUGAAGGCGAACUCCUCUGACGUCAUCGAGGUACGAGCUGCAGGCGAACACCUUCAGGUGCUGAGGAACCAAAAGGUUCUGCCUUUCACCGAGCAGAGGUGGAUGGAUCUGCACGGUGUAUUUGUGUUCGCCCCCAGUCGUCAGAACGUGACGGUAAUCUUUUCCUGUGGAGCUGCCGCGGAGCUUCGUCUGAAUGAAGGAGCCAUGACGGCGACGGUUCUGCUGCCGGCACAGUUUUCCAACCGAACUCAGGGUCUGCUCGGCUCCAUGAACUCUGAUCCUUCGGAUGACCUGAUGACCUCAUUUCAAAAGGUCAUAUCCUCAGCUAACGCCACGCCCGAGGAAAUCUUUACCUUCGGAGCUGGAUGGAGCAUUUCAAAGACGUCUUCCCUCUUUACGUACGACUCUCCGAACCUUCUGGACUCGUACUUCGUUCCACCGAGCCAUGACCCGGCUUUUGUUCCUGCCUUUUCUCUGCCUGAGAAACCCGACGACCCGCUGGUAGCAGACAUGAUGUCGGUGUGUUUGGGAGAAGGGGCUCAGUUCUGUAAACAUGAUACUCUUAUCAGUGGGAGCCUUGCGGUGGGGAACGCCACACUCAGGGCCCACCGGAGUCAUCGGGCUUUGAUGGAGGCCCUGGAGCCAGUGGUGUCAUGUGGCUGGAUCCCCUCACCCAGGAAUGGGAAGAAGAACGGGACACGUUACCUGCAGGGGGACACCCUGAGCUUCAGCUGCAGUGAGGGCUACACGCUGUACGGCUCACCUGAGCGCACCUGUGUGCAGGACGGCUCCUGGACAGGAGAGCAGACUCACUGUAUUACAGAUGAUUACGCGGCGUUUGUGCUUGGUGCCGUUGGUUCGAUCUCAGCACUGGUCACGAUGGGAGUCCUGAUUGAGCUUCACAACAGGAAAUUAAACAGAUUGAGAAAAACAGAGCCGCACGAGAUGCUGACUCAAGCACGGGCUCGCUAAAUCCUCAGACGUCUUGGAUUAUGAAGUAUGACAUCCGUCAACAAAUAUGUUUUGAGCUGAACAUUUUGAUAUUUGAAGUUACGUUGUUCAUUUGGAGGAAUUUCUCGCUUUGA